Messenger RNA from Lotus japonicus, 1226 nucleotides. RefSeq lists its product as uncharacterized. Gene Ontology annotation, molecular function: RNA binding. The record is from RefSeq and is a predicted model, not a curated record. Bases 154 to 876 code for a protein of 240 amino acids. The transcript has 10 exons. Gene Ontology annotation, biological process: nuclear polyadenylation-dependent rRNA catabolic process; TRAMP-dependent tRNA surveillance pathway; U4 snRNA 3'-end processing. Lineage: Eukaryota; Viridiplantae; Streptophyta; Magnoliopsida; Fabales; Fabaceae. Gene Ontology annotation, cellular component: cytoplasmic exosome (RNase complex); nuclear exosome (RNase complex).
UCUCUCACUUUCUUACUCACCUCCUUCUUCCUCUUUCACGAUUUCAGUCUCAGCCGCACCGCACAACACACCUCUGUUUCAGACCUUCAUCUUCUCCUUCCGUCCUUCGUCACCGACUCGUCGGUCGCCGCCGUCACGGAAAAGAGAGUAUAAAUGGAAAGUAAAUCCUCCACUUCCUCUUCAAACUUAAUAGACCAAUUGGUGUGUCCUGGAGAUGUGGUUCUUGACCUCUCUUGCAUGACAAACCAGACCAUUAAGCUUGGAGGUGGUCUACGCCAGGAUUCUGAUGUGAUUACUGUAAUGAAGGCUGGCAGGCUAAGGUUCUCCAAGCCUAAUAAAUACUGGGUUGAAAGCUCUCAAAAAAGGUAUGUGCCCCGUCCGGAGGAUUCUGUUCUUGGUAUUGUUGUCGACUCCAGAUCAGAUAACUUUCUUGUGGACAUAAAAGGACCAGCUAUAGCAUUUCUACCAGUGCUUGCAUUUGAAGGAGGAACUAGAAGAAAUAUACCCAAGUUUGAGGUAGGUACUUUGAUUUAUGUUCGGGUUGUAAAAGCAAACCCUGGAAUGAAUCCUGAGCUAGCAUGCACUGAUGCCAGUGGGAAAGCAGCAGAAUAUGGUGCCCUAAAAGAAGGCUAUAUGUUUGAGUGUACAACUGGUCUCUCCAGGAUGCUUCUCAGCUCACCCACAUGUCCAGUACUUGAUGUUUUAGGGAAGAAACUGUCUUUUGAGAUAGCAGUUGGCUUAAAUGGACGUGUUUGGGUCAAUGCUGCAUCUCCUUCUUCAACGAUCAUUGUAGCUAAUGCUAUUAAAAACUCAGAGACAUUGAGUGGUGUUCAGCAGAGAAUAAUGGCUGAAAAGCUGCUGCAGAAGGUCCAAUGAGCAGUAAUAAUACAUGGCAAACAAACGCUUUAUGAAGAAGAAUUAGAAGAAGUUCCCUGUUACUUGGAGUUUAAUUUUCUGGUUAUAUCAUUCUUUGUCUCCACAAGAUAUUUGAUAGAAAUUCAACUAUGAUAUGUUAUUUUCAAUGCUCAUUUGUAAAAGUCAUUUUUUUGCCGUAUUUGUUUAAUGUAAACAGCGAUUAUACACUACUGUUAGGGAAUCUGUUCUGGCAUGCUUUUACGAACUGUUUAGUGUAGGUGAAGUGAUUAAGAGUUGAAACGAUCAUAUGUUUGUCUGCAAGCAUAUUUGAUCAGAUGUGAUAUAUUGUGCUGCCUGAUUAAAUUGUUUAA